Physella acuta is the source of this 1756-nucleotide messenger RNA. RefSeq names its product cytochrome P450 2U1-like. The record is from RefSeq and is a predicted model, not a curated record. Gene Ontology annotation, biological process: xenobiotic metabolic process. Gene Ontology annotation, cellular component: cytoplasm; intracellular membrane-bounded organelle. Gene Ontology annotation, molecular function: heme binding; oxidoreductase activity, acting on paired donors, with incorporation or reduction of molecular oxygen, reduced flavin or flavoprotein as one donor, and incorporation of one atom of oxygen; steroid hydroxylase activity. Lineage: Eukaryota; Metazoa; Mollusca; Gastropoda; Physidae.
ACCGAUUAUAUAUGGUUUUAAGUUCAGCCGUUCUUUUUCCACUGUGUACAUAAGCCACGGCAAAUAUAAACUCUUAAAACAGACUGCUUGUUGUUGCCGAGUGAUAAGCACAUCAGCACCGUAACAUGGACAUCACUACAUGCCUGCUGGGCGUCGGGCUGAUUCUGAUCGUGUACUGGUUUUUUUCGCGUACUGACCAGCGUCUCCCUCCCUACCCCUCCCGCCCACUUCCCGUGAUUGGUCACAUGCUGACCGUGAACGACGACCUUCGACCCCAGUUCAAGAAAUGGCGGAAGGAGCUAGGAGAUAUUUUCAGUCUAAAAAUGGGCGGGACACUGGUUGUGGUACUGAACGGGUACGAUCUGAUGAAGGAAGUACUGAUCAAAAGGGCAGACGAGUUUUCUGAGAGAGCAAUGUUUUUUAUGGACUUGGUCUCGGGCAGCCCAGGGAAAGGCAUCACUUUCGCUAACGGACAAAACUGGAAAGAGAAUCGAUCUGUGACCUUAUCCAUUCUUCGUGAAUUCGGGAUGGGGAAAAAUGUUUUGGCAGAGAAAAUUCAAUCGGAAGUUGUUUGUUAUAUGGAUUACAUCAGCCGUCUAGACGGCCAGGCUACUAACAUGCAAGUAGUGACCAACAUGAGCAUCGCCAAUGUCAUCUGCGCUUUUAUCGUGGGGGACAGGUUCGACUACGACGACACGACAUUUCAAACGUUGAUGUCAAGAAUUAGAGCAAUCACCGGAGACCAAACAACGACGACUCUAGUCAAUUUUUUCCCGGUGCUAAACAAACUGCCUGGCGAUUUUUUCGGUGGCAAGAUGAUGGCCUCGAACAUGCAGAAAGUUGCAGACUUGUUCAGAACAAAAUUUAUCGGCAGGCACAAUGACGACGAAACGAACAAUUUUGUAGCGGCCUACUUGUCGCAGAUGAAGAAAAAACUCUCUGGCGGGCAGACAACUCUGCUGGACGAGGAUAACCUAGUUAAAAUAAUGCUGGAGUUAUUUUUAGCCGGGGGUGGCACCACGAGCACCUCUCUCUUGUGGUGCUACAUAUAUGCCUUGAGCUACCAAGACGUACAGGAGAAAAUUUACAAGGAAAUCGAAGAAGAAAUCGGCACAGUUAGAGUUCCAACGAUGCAAGACAGAACCAAGCUAGUUUAUCUCAACGCUUUUCUUAACGAAGUUGCUAGAAUUUCCUCACUUGCUGCGCAUUCUUUUGCGCAUUCCAACAAGACAGACACAGAGAUCAGAGGCUACAGGAUCCCAAAAGGAAGCUUCAUAGUUCCUAACCUUGAUUCUAUUCAUUUUGAUAAAAAGAUUUGGGGCCAGGAUGUCAUGGCCUUUAAACCCGAAAGGUUCAUUGACUCUGAAGGGAAAUUGAAAAAUCCAGAAGAGUUGGUUCCAUUUGGCAUCGGUCGCCGCAUCUGUAUGGGUGAAUCAAUGACGAAGAUGAUUCAGUUUUUGAUGAUGGCCUCCCUGAUUCAACGGUUUAAAAUCCUACCCUCUGACCCAAAGUCCCCUCCGCCAAUCAAAUACGAGUUUGGUCUUGAUGUCGCCCCUGCCCCGUUCGAAGUUCGCUUUGUCGACAGAAGAAAAUAAUGAAUCAAACACGAAUAUUUCUACUAACUAUUGUACUAGCUAAAACUGUUUCAUGUUCUUUUUUCUUCUAUUAGUGUUUUUCUCUCUUUUUUUUAAAAUAUUUGUAUAUAUUUAUAUAUAUUUCAAUUUUAAAAAAAAAUUCAUAAUCCAAACUAUGUUUA